This is a messenger RNA of Glycine soja, 2866 nucleotides long. Its product is annotated as SWI/SNF complex subunit SWI3C-like. Gene Ontology annotation, molecular function: zinc ion binding; protein binding. The record is from RefSeq and is a predicted model, not a curated record. Bases 223 to 2142 code for a protein of 639 amino acids. The transcript is spliced from 9 exons. Lineage: Eukaryota; Viridiplantae; Streptophyta; Magnoliopsida; Fabales; Fabaceae.
AUCAACACUGUUUUGCCCCAAACGCCAACCAUUUUUGCCUCACUCACCCAUCACACAUCACACAUCCAGCUGAGAAAGAGAGAGAGAUCGAUCCUCAAAUCAAACUCAAAAAUAUUUCUGCCAACAACAAUCCCAACCCUUUGCGCCAAUCAACGACCCCACACUCAAAUUUCUCUCUCUCUCUCUCUCACACUCCCUUAAACCCACCCCUCUCCUCUUGCCAUGCCAGCUUCUCCUUCAGAGAACCGAACCAGAUGGAGGAAGCGAAAGAGAGAUUCGCAAAUCAGCCGGCGCCACCAGAAGCACGAGGAGGAGGAGGAGGACGACGAAGAAAACCCCAAUGCGGCGGAGGAAGACCACGCCGAACGCGACUACGAUUCGGAGGAUCAGACGCACCACAACCACCCUAAUUCGCAACCGCACGUGGAGGCUGAGGUUCUCUCUGACCACGGCGUUCAGAUUUCGCAGUUCCCCGCGGUGAUUAAGCGCUCCGUGAACCGCCCUCACUCCUCCGUCACCGCAAUUGUUGCUCUGGAGCGAGCCCUCGAGUCCGGAGACAACAAGGCACAAAGCGCCCUCGAUGCUCCGAUUCUCGAGAACGUGUCUCACGGCCAGCUUCAAGCGCUAUCGUCUGUUCCCUCUGAUAACUUCGCUCUCGACUGUGAUUCCUCUUUCGUCAUCACUCCCCCUCCCAUUUUGGAAGGUCGUGGCGUUGUUAAGCGCUUUGGAACUAAGGUUCUUGUAGUUCCAAUGCAUUCAGAUUGGUUUUCGCCUGCCACGGUGCACAGGUUGGAGAGGCAAGUGGUGCCACAUUUCUUUUCAGGGAAAUCGCCGGAUCAUACUCCGGAGAAGUACAUGGAAUGUAGGAACUGCAUUGUUGCUUUGCACAUGGAGGACCCUGGGAUGAGGAUUACGGUUUCUGAUUGUCAGGGUUUGUUGGCUGGGGUUAAUGUUGAAGAUUUGACUCGGAUUGUUAGGUUCCUUGAUCAUUGGGGAAUUAUUAAUUACUGUGUUCGGAUACCAAGUCAUGAGUCUCCCAAUGCUGUGUCUUGCCUGAGGGAUGAGCCGAGUGGAGAGGUCCGUGUGCCGUCGGAGGCUUUGAAAUCCAUAGACAGUUUGAUCAAAUUUGACAAGCCCAACUGUAAGCUGAAAGCAGACGAAAUUUAUUCGUCAUUGACUGCACAUAGUGCCGAUGUCUUAGAUCUGGAGGAUAGAAUAAGAGAGCAUCUAUCGGAGAAUCAUUGCAAUUAUUGUUCUUGUCCUCUUCCUGUUGUAUACUAUCAGUCUCAAAAGGAGGUUGAUAUUUUACUCUGCACUGAUUGCUUUCAUGACGGGAGAUUUGUCAUUGGUCAUUCAAGUAUAGAUUUUGUAAGGGUGGAUUCGACAAGGGAUUAUGGUGAACUAGAUGGGGAUAAUUGGACUGAUCAAGAAACUUUGCUGCUUCUUGAAGCAAUGGAGAUUUACAAUGAGAAUUGGAAUGAAAUAGCUGAGCAUGUUGGUACCAAGUCAAAAGCACAAUGCAUUCUUCAUUUUCUCCGUCUACCCAUGGAAGAUGGAAAAUUAGAAAAUAUUAACGUUCCAAGUUUGUCUUUGUCAUCCAAUGCAAUAAAUAGAGAUGAUAGUGGAAGACUGCAUUGCUACUCAAAUGGAGUUACUGCAGGACCUGUCUAUCAAACCAGAGAUUCUGACCACCGGCUUCCUUUUGCAAAUUCUGGAAAUCCUGUUAUGGCUUUGGUUGCCUUUUUAGCCUCUGCGGUUGGACCAAGAGUAGCUGCUUCUUGUGCCCAUGCAGCGUUAGCAGUAUUGUCAGAGGAUAAUUCUGGCAGCACGUCACAGUUGGAAGCACCAGGACAUGAUAAUAGGACAAAUUCAGAAAGCAUACAUUGUCGAGAUGGUGGCCCUCAUCAAGAAACAGCAGUUUCAAAUCAUAAUGAGGAUAAGGCAAAGGUACAUGGUUCAUGGGGUAUAUAUGAGGGUAGGACAACCCCACUCUCUGCUGAGAAAGUUAAAGAUGCGGCUAAAGCUGGCCUUUCUGCUGCAGCCAUGAAAGCAAAAUUAUUUUCCGAUCACGAAGAACGAGAAAUUCAGAGGUUAUGUGCUAAUAUAGUUAAUCAUCAGUGGCUUGCUGUUAUUGACAGCUGAAAAGAUUGGAAUUGAAGCUGAAACAGUUUGCAGAAAUUGAAACAUUGUUGAUGAAAGAAUGUGAACAACUGGAGAGAACAAAACAAAGGAUAGCUGCUGAUCGGUCCCGCAUGAUGUCAGCACGUCUUGGAACUGUGGGAGCCACACCCACAAUGAAUGCAUCGGGUGUUGGUACUUCAAUGGCUAGUAAUGGCAACAAUAGGCAACAAAUAAUCUCUGCUUCUUCCUCACAACCCAGCAUUUCAGGCUAUGGCAACAACCAACCAGUUCAUCCACAUAUGUCCUUUGCCCCACGACCUUCAAUGUUUGGGUUGGGGCAAAGAUUGCCCCUAUCUAUGAUACAACAAUCACAAUCAGCUUCUUCAACUGCCAUGUUCAAUGCCCCUAGUAAUGUGCAGCCCACUACCAAUCAUCCAUUGUUGAGGCCUGUAUCGGGAACUAACUCUGGUUUAGGUUAAAUAGAGGAGUAGAUUUAAGUUUUGGAACUUAAAAGCUGUAAUCAGAAGUGAAGAGGAAGUUAGGUGGAUGUGCCAAGAAAGUUAUUUAGCCUGUAGAGCCUGUAAUUGGUUGCAGUUGAUUGUGAAACUGUUGCUUAAAGGAAAUAAGUAGCAUUUGAUAUUCCAUAGUUCUUUCUUCUUUCUUUCUUGUGGUCUUUAGGUAUCUUGUAAAUAGAUUAAGGCACAAAUCUUGUUUGGUUAGAUUGCACUAAAACUACUUGGAUGAA